This is a messenger RNA of Cylicocyclus nassatus, 1443 nucleotides long. The record is from the annotation of a GenBank genome assembly. NCBI's taxonomy places the organism in Eukaryota, Metazoa, Nematoda, Chromadorea, Rhabditida, Strongylidae.
AUGAAGCGGUUAACAAGAAUCGGCCUUGGAUUGCUGCUUUUUAGCACAAUUAUCUUCGCUCAAAAAGCCUUCAACGCUGAAGAAUGCGGUAAAACGAAAGGGUGUUACAUUCCUCAGCCUGGGCUAGCAUUCUCCUAUCAAGUCGUCUCCGACACCCACAUAGAGGUCGAGAUGAGCGCUGAUGUGGAGUCCACUAAUCAUUUCAUGGCAGUUGCUUUUGGGAGCGGUGCUCCUGAUACGCCCACUAUUGAAUGCUCUGCUGUGAAUGGCUUGCCACCGACUAUAAAUGCGCCUUCCGCAAAAGACUGGUUGAGUACAAGCACACAACGAGAAUUCUACUUUUCAAAUAUUACAACAUCGUUUAAUAAUGGUACACUUUACUGUCGUACCAAAGUGCUUGUCAAAGGACAUGAUGAUCCAAAUUUCCUCAGCUACGAUCCGUCCGCUCAGUACACAAUCACGAUCACGGAGGGACCAAUUGAGCAAGGCGAGAGAAUUGUGGAAAAAAGAUUUACAUCAAGUCCAUUAGCUCUGAAUGCCCCUGUACUGAACCCCCCACCAUCCAAGCAGUAUAGUCUAGAUGUCACAACAAGGCGAAGAUUGGUCAAAGCGCAUGCUAUUCUCAUGGUGCUUGCCUGGUUUUUCUUCAUUCCGACAGCGUUCCUAUUUGCUCGAUUCUUGAAAGCUGCCUUCAGAGGUGUAAAACCUUGUGGAGUUGCCCUGUGGUUUCAGGUCCAUCGGGUCAGCAAUCUUAUAGGAAUAGCAAUGAUGGUUGCGUCUUUUGUGUGCAUAUUGGUGUGCAAAGACUGGCGAUGGACUGGUCCAGGGUCAUCAAGUAAAUAUUGGACACAAAUCCAUACUCUGCUAGGCCUGAUCUCGUUGAUCUUAGCUUGGUUGCAACCCUUUGGUAGCUUGCUGAGAUGUGCGCCAGUCCAUCCUCUACGACGCAUGUUCAACUGGAGUCAUCGUCUUAUUGGAGUCGUGGCUUUUGCCCUCGCAACUGCUGCAACGGCAAUCACGGCGUUACAGUUCAAAAUCUGGCAACAACAUGAGCUACAACUUGUGCUAGUGCUUUCACCAUCAGUUAUACUCAUAACCCUGGUCGUUUUAUUCAUAUUCUUGAACAGCACAGUGGAUAGGCAUGACCAUGACAAGGGAAAUGGCGAUCCGUUGAAAUCCAUCCGACUGUCGCUGGUAUUCUUCGCCCUGGGACUGUUGUUGACAGUAUCUAUAUGGAUGACUGUACUUUUGGCCGAUGGUUACAAAAACGUGCCUUGAUGCAAGCCAGCCUUUAAGAAGUACCUGCAUUCUUUUCCACUUCUACUAUAUCUCAGUCUGUUGUGGUACCUGCAUGGUCACAUAAGUCAGAGUAGAGGACAAUAGGUUGUCAAAAAGGUCCACCCGCGCAAACAGCUAACACCAGCUGCUGUGGAGAGAACUGCG